Messenger RNA from Mus pahari (shrew mouse), 3909 nucleotides. It is a transcript of the gene Ntsr1, whose product is annotated as neurotensin receptor 1. The record is from RefSeq and is a predicted model, not a curated record. Gene Ontology annotation, biological process: neuropeptide signaling pathway. The transcript is spliced from 4 exons. Gene Ontology annotation, cellular component: plasma membrane. Bases 434 to 1708 code for a protein of 424 amino acids. Gene Ontology annotation, molecular function: G protein-coupled neurotensin receptor activity. Lineage: Eukaryota; Metazoa; Chordata; Mammalia; Rodentia; Muridae.
AAGCAGAAGAGGGAGAACGAGGGUGAGCACGCUGGGCAGCCGUGCGUGCGCUCCGCUCUGCGCCACAGGCUCGCCCAACGAAGCACAAGCCAGCAGGGUCGCGGUCCUGAGGACAUCGCUGCCACCCAGGAGUGCAGAGAACCAAUCACAGAAUCUGGAGGUCGGUAGCAGCCCCGAUCUAGGCAGGCUCGGGGCCAGUGGGGAUGCCGAGGAAGAACCGGAAAGCAUAUCCCAGACUCUGAAGGAGAAAGAAGAGUGGAUCCCUGAGCCGGCACGUCGCGAGCCCCAGAGCUCCCAGGAUAGCGGGCUUCCCCGCCGGACGGCACGCCCCCCUUAGCCUCCACACCCUCUCCUCUGAGCGCCUCCUCAUCUGCCCCUGGAGGGACUUUCACCUUCAAAGGUGCAGGACAAAGCCACGUACCCAGCGCCCAUCAUGCACCUCAACAGCUCCGUGCCGCAGGGAGCCCCCGGUGAACCCGGUGCCCAGCCCUUCCCACGGCCACAGUUCGGACUGGAGACGAUGCUCCUGGCGCUCAGCUUGAGCAAUGGUUCUGGCAAUUCCUCAGAAUCCAUCCUGGAGCCCAACAGCAACUUGGACGUGAACACUGACAUUUAUUCCAAGGUGCUGGUGACCGCUGUAUACCUGGCACUCUUUGUGGUGGGCACUGUGGGCAACUCGGUGACAGCCUUCACUCUAGCGCGGAAGAAGUCGUUGCAGAGCCUGCAGAGCACUGUGCAUUACCACCUGGGCAGCCUGGCACUGUCUGACCUGCUCAUCCUGCUGCUGGCCAUGCCCGUGGAGCUGUACAACUUCAUCUGGGUGCACCAUCCCUGGGCCUUUGGGGAUGCUGGCUGCCGUGGCUACUAUUUCCUGCGUGAUGCCUGCACCUAUGCCACAGCCCUCAACGUAGCCAGCCUGAGUGUGGAGCGCUACUUGGCCAUCUGCCAUCCCUUCAAGGCCAAGACCCUCAUGUCCCGCAGUCGCACCAAGAAAUUCAUCAGUGCCAUAUGGCUAGCCUCGGCGCUGCUGGCUGUACCCAUGCUUUUCACCAUGGGCUUGCAGAACCGCAGUGCCGAUGGCAAGCACCCUGGUGGCCUGGUGUGCACACCCACGGUGGACACAGCCACCGUCAAGGUCGUCAUCCAGGUUAACACCUUCAUGUCCUUCCUGUUUCCCAUGCUGAUCAUCUCCAUCCUAAACACUGUGAUUGCCAACAAACUGACCAUCAUGGUGCACCAGGCCGCCGAGCAGGGCCGCGGCGUGUGCACCGUGGGCACCCACAACGGUUUAGAGCACAGCACGUUCAACAUGUCCAUCGAGCCGGGCCGUGUCCAGGCCCUGCGCCAUGGAGUCCUCGUCUUACGUGCUGUGGUAAUCGCCUUUGUGGUCUGCUGGCUGCCCUACCAUGUGCGGCGCCUCAUGUUCUGCUAUAUCUCAGAUGAACAGUGGACUACGUUCCUCUUCGACUUCUACCACUAUUUCUACAUGCUGACCAACGCUCUCUUCUACGUCAGCUCCGCCAUCAAUCCCAUCCUUUACAACCUAGUUUCCGCCAACUUCCGCCAGGUCUUCCUGUCCACGCUGGCCUGCCUCUGUCCUGGGUGGCGCCGCCGCCGAAAGAAGAGGCCAACGUUCUCCAGGAAGCCAAACAGCAUGUCCAGCAACCAUGCGUUUUCCACCAGCGCCACCCGGGAGACCCUGUACUAGGCCAUGAGGAGGUAGCCUGUGCACAGGGCAGCAACCCCCCCCCCCCAAGCCUCCAAGGGUUAAGUAGUAGCCCAUCUAAACCAUGCCAGUGAGGCUGGGCCACCCUCAGUGGAGGCUUCUUUCUUCCCAGUUUCUCUUUCUUUCCUUCCUCUGGUCCCCCCUCCCUAGUCCUUUAUUCUUGCCCCUUAUCCCUGUCCUACCUCCACCUUUAAAAACAGAACAGAGGCGGUUUCUCUCCUGGCCCUACAAAAAGCCUUUAACAAGAAGAAAUUAGCACUCACUGAGGACAGUCUCCCUUGUUCCCAGACUAAUGGAUGUUUUAGAAGGAAGAAAUGAAAGGACCACAUUGGGCCUGGACAGAUGAGCUGCUGUAACCAUAACAGCACCUUGUAACUGCACUGGCAGGGCGAGACAGUGUCUGAAGUUGGACUUGGCCUCAGAGACACAGGCUCCAUCUCAGCCCCCUUAUGCCUCUACUCCUGCCCUGGUCCAGCAGAUACCAUAGCACUUUCUGAGCCUUAUGUCCAGACCCUUCCUUAGCAGGCUGGUACACUGUCCUUCCCAGGGUGGUCCAGAGAAGCCCCAAAUUUUCUGUGUAAGGUCCAUGGCCCACAGCUGAAAGCUGAGGGAAUCCAUGCCACACCUGGAUGGCUAUGGCCCACUAAAGAGACCCCACUUCCCACAUGCCCAGGAAGGAUAAAAGGGCUGGCCUGGAAUCACACAGGAAAAUCUUCAAGUGGCUUUGCAGGGAUACCUGCGCUGGGACCUUGACCUCUUGGAUCUGCACAAGGAUGGAAGAUAAGUAGGGUCCAGCCUCCCCAGUCCAGGUGGCUUUGCUGGGAACAUGCAUGGCUCUGCAUCUCACAUACAGAUGUAGAGACUAAGGUCUGACAGCAGCUGGCUUCAGGCUGGGACUCCUGAGAAGGGGCACUGAGCCAGGUCCUCAGCAAGAUGCCAGUGUCUGAGACUCCACAGGUAAGGGGAGGCCAAGCACCCCAGCAUCCAGCUGGCCAGCUGCCCUGGACCUAGGCAGAUGUCAAUUUGUUAACCAGCCGCCAAGCAGCCGCCCUGGCCCAUGUUCUAGGCGCCUGGAAAAGCAGGCGCCCUUCAUCUCUGGGAGCUGUCUCCUAACAAGACAGGGCCAUCUCGCCUCCAGCCAACAAGCAGGCUGGGCACUUGGAGACAGUCCCAGCAUGCCAUGGACCAGCAGGGUAGAAGUAACAGGAGGGCCAAGUUCAGCCUUUUGCAAAAGAGUCUUGGCUCUCUUGUCUGGGAGAGAUGGCUGGAUGCGCAGCUGCUCUGUGAGAAUGGAAUUGCCAUGGGACAUAGGCAGCUCAGUCAUGGCCCAGGCUAGCCUCUGCUCCCUCUGAACUAUAAACAAUGGGUGAAAAGUCAGGGUUUCUGUGGUGACCCAGAGAUAUGGGGAGGGUGUUCAAGUACUUGAACCCCACAAAACACUGCAACUAGUAAUGUGAUCCCUCAGGCCAUCAAGGGCAAGACCUGGGUGAGUCAGGAUCAAGGCCGACACCAGGAAGAUGUGAUCACCCAGGAGGGAGGUCUCUCCUUCUAAGAACUGUCUGCAUGGGAGCCCCUCACAGCCCUCUGGAGCCACCUCGCCCAGUGGGUCACAGGCUAGCGGUUGGUCAUGAGAAUUUUGACUUAGACUCGAGCCAGGCAGCCCAGUUCCCAGGACUCUACCCUGGGUUUCUAGACUUUGGGUAAGCCAUUCUUCUGAGCCUUGAUCAUCAUCAUCUCAGCUGACGGGGACUGUCUUGAAGGACUCAGCCUGGAGUAUGCAGAAGGGAGACCCCUGAAGCUGGGUAAAGCCAAUGCCCUCUUACGUGAUUCCUCAGAAACGCGGUGGCCUCAUUAUAGGGGUGGUCCAGGCUGUCACCAGAAGUCUCUGCUGUAGUCUGUAGCAUCCUUGUCUGUGUGCUUGGUGUAAUUAGGGACAUACAUCCAUGCACCACCAGACGCACCUGUGACCCUGGCUGGGUAUGCUAUGCUUUGGGCCAAGUGAAGAUGAAAAUAGCUCCAGAGGCUGUCCCGAGCAUCCUGACUAGAGUCUCAUGAGCCCAGUUGUGAUGUGGAAAUAGGUCAUGCGCCCCAAACAUCUGUCAGAAUGCCACCCACCCUCCACACCUCAAUAAAAACACCCUCCUCGUGUCUCUCAACAAAGAAUAAAGGAAGCUGUGUAUAUC